Molecule: messenger RNA, 720 nt
Organism: Paralichthys olivaceus (Japanese flounder)
Lineage: Eukaryota; Metazoa; Chordata; Actinopteri; Pleuronectiformes; Paralichthyidae
Source: RefSeq, a predicted model, not a curated record
GCCAUGACGGCGAUCCCGCGAUCCAUCUUCGCCUCCGCGCCAUCUUUGUGUUAUUUCUAAUUUAUUUUUAUUUUUUAUUUUUUUAUAUUUUGGUCUCGUGGAUGUCAGAGGCGUUGGAUGAAGAUAUUUUCUUGCCCCACCGGAGUCUCCUCUCUAACCCCGGCUCUCCCCGAUGUGAUCCGCGCUGAACGCCGCCGCCAGCCACCAUGUCUCGCCGCAAGCAAGGCAAACCCCAGCACUUAAGCAAACGGGAUUUCUCGCCAGCCGAGCCCCUCUCUGCGGCCGUCGUCUCAUCGGAGGAGCUGUCGGAGCGCUGCUCGGAGCUCUCGGAGGAGAGUGGCAGCCUCAACGGGCAUCACCCGGGCUCAACAGUGGGCCGGCUAGCCCGGCUGGGUCACGACGCUCACCCGUCUCUAGAGCAGGACCUGCUGACCUGCGGCCAAUGCCAGGCCACCUUCCCCCUGGCGGACAUCCUGCUCUUCAUUGAGCACAAGAGGAAGCGAUGCCAUGGGCCACCCUGCCUGGCCGUGGGCCGUGGGCUGGACAAGCCCCCCUCGCCCUCCCCAGGCCUGGCCCUCACCCCGUCCCCUGCCCUGGGUUCCCUGCGCAGUCGCAGUCGCAGGCCUGUGGAAGUGGGCGUCCAGGCCACGCUGGCAGACGAUGACGAUGACCGCUUCUUGUUGCCCAGAGGGAUUUGUCCGAAACAGGAGCCCCUCCCAG